Messenger RNA from Pipistrellus kuhlii (Kuhl's pipistrelle), 797 nucleotides. RefSeq names its product interferon stimulated exonuclease gene 20 (gene ISG20). Gene Ontology annotation, cellular component: nucleus. The coding region runs from base 149 to 664 and encodes 171 amino acids. Gene Ontology annotation, molecular function: nucleic acid binding; exonuclease activity. Gene Ontology annotation, biological process: DNA catabolic process; RNA catabolic process; defense response to virus. The transcript is spliced from 5 exons. Lineage: Eukaryota; Metazoa; Chordata; Mammalia; Chiroptera; Vespertilionidae. The record is from RefSeq and is a predicted model, not a curated record.
CUGCCCUCAGGCUUCCCCGUCUUCCGAAGGGACAUGGGGCAACCUGGCCACGUGCUCGGUCGAAAACGAACCUGAAACCGAAGCGGCUGACGGCGGGGUCAGGAUUCCCCGCUCUGAAGACAGGAGGCAGGUGAGGUGCCGGGCAAGCAUGGCGAGCAGCCUGGAGGCGGUGGCCAUAGACUGCGAGAUGGUGGGGCUGGGGCCCCACAACGAGAGCGGCCUGGCGCGGUGCAGCCUGGUGGACGCCGGGGGCAACGUGGUCUAUGACAAGUUCAUCCGGCCCGAGGGCGUCAUCACUGACUACCGGACCCCCGUCAGCGGCGUCACCGCCCGGCACAUGGAGGACGCCACCCCCUUCGCCCAGGCCAGGCUGGAGAUCCUGCAGCUCCUGCGAGGCAAGCUGGUGGUGGGUCACGACCUGAAGCACGACUUUGACGCUCUGAAAGAGGACAUGAGCAACUACACCAUCUACGACACGUCCACCGACAGGCUGCUGAAACGCAAAGCCCGCCUGCAGCACUGCCAGCGGGUCUCCCUCCGCGUGCUCAGCGAGCGCCUCCUGGGGAUGUACAUCCAGAGGAGCCAGUUCGGCCACAGCUCAGUGGAAGACGCCAAGGCGACCAUGGAGCUCUACCAACUCUCCCGGAGGAUCCGCAACCGCUGAGAGCCGCCCACCGGGCGGCGCCCGCUGGACUCGGCCCCUCCUCUGGGGGCCAUGGGCCCCCCUGCAGGACAGCAGCUGCUUUGCCUCUGGAAAAUGCAUCCUUCGCAGUAAAAUGCCUCUAUAUUUUCUCUAA